Messenger RNA from Lotus japonicus, 1528 nucleotides. Its product is annotated as U-box domain-containing protein 15. The record is from RefSeq and is a predicted model, not a curated record. Gene Ontology annotation, molecular function: protein binding. Gene Ontology annotation, cellular component: nucleus; cytoplasm. NCBI's taxonomy places the organism in Eukaryota, Viridiplantae, Streptophyta, Magnoliopsida, Fabales, Fabaceae. The coding region runs from base 87 to 1262 and encodes 391 amino acids. The transcript is spliced from 2 exons.
GGGAUAGAUAUUAGCAGCCGAAGGAAUCAACAAAAGGGUUGGCCCCAAACUGUGUCAGGGUGCGAGUCUCAGAGAGAGAGAGAGAGAUGGCAGAGGGAGAGAGCACAGUGGAACCAGAACCUGAAGCAACCGAGACAUCAUCAACAACAUCAACAACAACGACAACAUCAUCAUCAACAACAACAUGGAACCUCGGACAACAUACCCAGAUAUUGAACUUGUCGGAGAAUCUCAUCAAUGGGGAACUUAACACCAAGAUUGAAGCUGCAAGAGAAAUCAGAAGACUCAUUCGCAAAUCUUCUUCUCCCAAGACCCGCUUCAAGCUUGCUGCAGCUGGUGUCAUUCAACCCCUUGUCUUCAUGCUCUCUUCUUCCAACCUUGAUGCCCGUGAAUCCUCUCUCCUCGCUCUCCUCAAUCUCGCUGUUCGCAAUGAAAGGAACAAGGUCACAAUAGUGAGUGCUGGUGCCAUGCCUCCUCUGGUGGAGCUCCUCAAGAUGCAAAAUAGUCGAAGCAUGCGGGAGUUAGCUACAGCAGCUAUCCUCACACUCUCUGCCGCUGCACCCAACAAGCCCAUUAUUGCUGCUUCUGGAGCUGCACCUCUCCUUGUUCAGAUUCUCAAAUCUGGAAGUCUUCAAGGAAAAGUUGAUGCUGUCACCGUCCUCCAUAAUCUUUCCACCGACACUGAGGAUUCAACUGAACUUCUCGACGCUAGUGCUGUUUCCCCUCUCAUCAACCUCCUUAAAAAUUGCAAGAAGUAUUCCAAGUUUGCAGAAAAAGCUACAGCACUACUUGAAAUCCUUUCCAACUCUGAAGAGGGACGAACCGCAAUCUCACUUGUAGAUGGUGGAAUUUUAACCCUAGUGGAGACAGUUGAAGAUGGAUCACUUGUCAGCACAGAGCAUGCUGUUGGAGCGUUGUUAUCAUUAUGUCGAAGCUCCCGGGAUAAAUACCGGGAACUUAUUCUUAACGAAGGAGCGAUUCCGGGUCUGUUACGGCUGACUGUGGAUGGCACGGCCGAAGCUCAAAAUAGAGCCCGCGUGCUUCUAGAUUUGCUUAGAGAUUCUCCUCCUGAGAAAACACUAACCUCCUCAAUUUUGGAGAAAAUUGUUUUUGACAUUGCCGAAAGGGUAGAUGGAGUAGAUAAAGCUCCUGAAACUGCGAAACGAUUAUUGCAAGAUAUGGUUCAAAGGAGUAUGGAGCACAGCAUGAAUUGCAUCCAGCAGAGAGCUGCAUCCUGUAAUCCUGUGAUUCCAUCAACUUGAUAUAUAUAUCUCUGCUCGACAAGCAAACAUGCAUAGUAGAGUUUUUAACUUGUAUAUAUAUUUUCUUUUUCCCCUCUGGGCCAGUUUGUGUUUUAUGCUUUUAGUUAAAUCACCAUCCAGAAUGAGUCUUAGCUGCUCUACAUAACUAGUCUAAUGAUAUUUUUCAGACUAAUCUAGGCUUUGAUCUGUUAACCUUGUGACUCAGAAUUACACUGUAUACCUUGUCCGGGAUAGUGCAUAUAUAAAGGAAUCUGCUUUUGCAUCUA